Antrostomus carolinensis (chuck-will's-widow) is the source of this 729-nucleotide messenger RNA. RefSeq names its product carboxymethylenebutenolidase homolog. The transcript is spliced from 5 exons. Lineage: Eukaryota; Metazoa; Chordata; Aves; Caprimulgiformes; Caprimulgidae. Gene Ontology annotation, molecular function: hydrolase activity. Bases 1 to 729 code for a protein of 242 amino acids. The record is from RefSeq and is a predicted model, not a curated record.
AUGGCUGAUCCUUUCCGAUAUGAUACUGGAGAAAGAUCUAAAUAUGAGUGCCUUGGACAUGAAGUACAAAUUGAGCACAUCAAGGCAUAUGUUUGUAGACCAUCCUUUUUCACAGACAAAGCUGUGAUUGUGAUUCACGAUGUAUUUGGAUGGCUGUUCCCAGACAUUAGAUACAUAGUCGAUUUGAUUGCAGGUCAUGGAUACAUAACCAUCUGCCCAGACUUCUUCAAGGGGACAGACCCCUGGAAAACUACUGAUCACUGGGCUGACUUUGCUGACUGGAUGAGACAUCAUGAUCCUAUGAAAGUAGACAAGGAAGCUGAUGUUGUCUUGAAGUAUCUAAAGGAACAAUGCGGUGCAAAGAAGAUUGGUAUCGUUGGGUUUUCCUGGGGUGGAAUGGCAGUACACCACUUGAUGCUGAAAAAUCCUCAAUUAGCCGCUGGGGUGUCCCUCUAUGGAAUAAUUAGGGACUCUGAAGAAAGAUACGAUUUACUAAACCCCACAUUCUUCAUUUUUGGUGAGAAAGACCACACUAUUUCUUGUGAUCAGAUUACCUUACUGGAAGAGAAGUUGAAAGAGUACUGUAAAGUUGCAUACAAAAUUAAAGUUUAUCCUGGACAAGUUCAUGGGUUUGCACAGUUGAAGCCAGAAGAUAUGAAACCUGAUGAUAAACCUUAUAUUGAAGAAGCUAGAAGGGAUAUGAUUGAUUGGAUCAAAAUGUUUAUUUGA